AACGCCGUGAGUGGAUGCAAUUCCACUCAGUCGUGCAUUCGCGCGUAUCAAGUGCGUGAUCGUAGGACACGGAACAAUACGCGUGAUUGCUCAAGAAUCUCGGGAAGAUGAUUUCGUGGACGAUCGUCUGUCUAACCGAUUCGUUUACCGUCAUAUGCACUACAGUGAUCGGUGUACUGCUUUAUUAUUAUUCGACGUCUACGCACGGCAAAUGGAGGAAAGCAAACGUGCCGCACACGAGACCGGUACCGUUGUUCGGCAACUUGUUCAGAACGACGCUAGGGCUCGAAAGUGAAAAUGAGACGUUCGAUAAGAUAUACAAACAAUUUCCGGAUAAAAAAAUUUGCGGUUUGUACCAGAUGAGGACGCCGUACUUGAUGAUCCGAGACCCGGAACUCAUAAACAACGUGCUCAUCAAAGACUUUGCGCACUUCACGGACCACGGAUUCAAAAUGGACCCGUCCGUGAACUUCUUGGCGAGCAGUUUGUUUUUCACGAAUGGCCAGAAGUGGAAGAUCAUGAGACAAAAGAUGAGCCCGGGAUUUACAUCCGGUAAACUCAAGCUGAUGCACAGUCAGGUUAAAAAAUGCAGCAAAGAUAUGAUUGACUAUAUCGACGCGAAAUCGAAGACGACCGAUCAGUUCGACGUGCACGAUAUCAUGAAUAAAUACGCCACCGACGUCAUAGGGACGUGUGCUUUCGGUUUGAAAUUAAAUAGUAUGAUAGACGAAGACAACGAAUUUCGAAAGUGUACGAAAUUAAUAUUUAAAUCGCCGUUUAGGAUAAUUGUUGCCAACCUGCUGCAAAUGGUUUCACCAAAACUUGCGAGUAUUUUAAAAAUAAGAUUCCACUCACCGGAAGCUAUGGACUAUUUUAAUUCAACAUUUAGAGGUGUAAUCGAAUAUAGAGAAAAGAACAAUGUGAAUAGGAACGAUGUGGCGCAGACACUUAUUCAAGCUAGAAAAGAACUUGUACUAAAUAAUAUCUCGUAUCCCGAAGAGAAAUUUACAGAAAUGGAUAUAAUUUCAAAUGCGAUUUUAAUGUAUUUGGCUGGUGCCGAACCGGUAUCCGAUACGUUGGCUUUUUGUUUAUAUGAGUUAGCGAUGAAUAAACAUGUACAAGACAAAUUGCGUGAACAUAUUAACAAGACAAAAGAAAAACACGGUGACGAAUUUAGUAACGAUUAUCUGAUGGAUCUUCAUUACGCUGACAUGGUUAUAACAGAAACAUUGCGUAAAGUCAACGGAACUAUUAUUUUGUUUAGAAUAGCUACUAAGACUUACCAAGUCCCAAACUCGUCAUUAGUAAUUGAAAAAGGUCAACAAAUAAUAAUACCGAAUUACAGCAUACACCAUGAUCCAAAAUAUUAUCCUAAUCCUGACGUUUUUGAUCCGGAAAGGUUUUCUCUGGAAGAAAAAUCCAAACGACCUAGUGGCACUGAAUUGUUGUUUGGCGACGGACCUCGAUUUUGUAUUGGUAAACGCUUGGCUGAAUUGGAAAUGAAAUUAGGUCUCUCAGAAAUAAUUUCGAAAUUUGAAGUUUUACCGUGUGUAAAAACUGAAAAUCCUAUUAAAUUGGCGAAGGCUGGAGGUGCUAUUAGACCAAAAAAUGGAAUUUGGUUAUGUCUAAAACCAAUCGUUGUUUAAUAAUGUUAUUUAAUGAUUUAGUAGUUCGAAUACAGUUUUGUUUGCAUGGUUCAA
Rhopalosiphum padi (bird cherry-oat aphid) is the source of this 1700-nucleotide messenger RNA. RefSeq names its product probable cytochrome P450 6a13. The record is from RefSeq and is a predicted model, not a curated record. Bases 108 to 1646 code for a protein of 512 amino acids. The transcript is spliced from 4 exons. NCBI's taxonomy places the organism in Eukaryota, Metazoa, Arthropoda, Insecta, Hemiptera, Aphididae. Gene Ontology annotation, molecular function: monooxygenase activity; heme binding; oxidoreductase activity, acting on paired donors, with incorporation or reduction of molecular oxygen.